Molecule: messenger RNA, 3874 nt
Organism: Ictalurus furcatus (blue catfish)
Lineage: Eukaryota; Metazoa; Chordata; Actinopteri; Siluriformes; Ictaluridae
Gene: rab3il1
Product: RAB3A interacting protein (rabin3)-like 1
Exons: 11
Coding region: 1119-2147 (342 amino acids)
Biological process (GO): exocytosis
Cellular component (GO): Golgi to plasma membrane transport vesicle
Molecular function (GO): guanyl-nucleotide exchange factor activity
Source: RefSeq, a predicted model, not a curated record
AAGCACAGUCUCGACAAAUGUUUGGCCAUAUAGUGUAAGAAGUUUGUGCUGGCGGUGGUUUAAAUUAGACUCCUAGUUUAUUUGUAUUUUGGGAAAUAGAGCCAACUAAAUUCAUGAGAAAAUACUGCAAACAAAUAGUGUGUCCCAUGUACAUUUCAAGUUGAGAAUAAUUAUGAACUCCCUGCUGAAAAAACAAACAAACAAACAAAAAACAAUAAAAACCAUCACAGAAAUUCACAGAAAAUUUUUUCCACUACAAAUACCAUUACAAACCAUCAGCUGUUAACCAUUAAGACCAUUACCAAAUGGUUUCCAUUACGUAGAAGGACGUAUCCACUAGACAUACUGUACCGUGCCACCAGUAGAAGGCAACAAAUUCGCAGUAGAGACCCACAGGGACCAUUACAGUUUCCAUUAAAACCAAUACAAUUCUCAUUAUAACCAUUAAAACCAUUACAAAUUCUAUGAGGGUUUCUAUUGUUUUGUUUUUUGUUGUUGUUAUUUUUUUUUCCCAGCAGGGGCUGUUGGAGUCAGAGUCAGAACCGUGCUGACAGUGCUGGCAUUUCAACCUCUGGGUCGCUACAGUCUGUGUGCAAAAAAGAAAAAGAAAGAAAAUUCCUUCAGAUUUAGGCCACGCCCCGUUCAAAUGCAAAUACAGCGUCAUUGCGUCACACACCUUUGUGGGCGUGGCCAAUUUGUAGGUUUCUGAGCGCGUUCGUCACUGCUUUCGGAAUCUGAGCGACGCCCGAGGGUCAUGUGACCGGCUCCAGCUGGACUAACCACCGAAACUAUUCCUGCUCCGUGUCUCGGAGUGAGAAAUCAAAACACCUUCUGAAACCUUAUACGAGUUUGUUGUGUUUGCGCUUCAAGAGUCUGGGCGUAUUUUUAUUUAUUUAUUUAUUUAUUUUAAAACCUAACCUAUUCUAAAGAAGUUCGUUUGUGGAUACUAUUGAGGAAACGACUUCAAACGGCUGUUUUGUUUUGGUUAUUCAUCGUUUUUUUGUAGCAGUUUUGUAGCAGUUUGAAGCGGAUGCUUCUGUCAAACAGCGUCGGGGUUGAUAGACCUAGAGGCAGAGCUGGAACCUGGCACAGAGUCUGGAGAAGGCCGAGGGGACACGAUGCUCCAGGACGAGGCAGAAGCUCAGAGACGAGAAGCCUACAGCAUGUCUCGUCUACGAAGCUCUUCUAUAGAGAUUAGAGAGAAAGGCACGGAGUUCCUCAGAGAGCAGCUGGACGAGGCGCAGAAGGAGUUGAAACUAAAGGGGGAGGAAUGUGAGCGACUGUCUCAUCUGAGAAACCAGCUGGAGCAGGAACUAGAGGAAUUGACUGCAAGUCUCUUUGAGGAGGCUCACAAGAUGGUGCGGGAGGCCAAUGUCAAACAGGCAACUGCAGAAAAGCAACUGAAAGAGGCACAGGGCAAGAUUGAUGUGCUACAGGCAGAAGUGACCGCGCUAAAGACGCUUGUGUUGACCUCCACCCCGUCCUCCCCUAACCGCCAGCUCCACCCCCAGCUACUGUCCCCAGGGUCCAGAGGACACACGCGCCACAAGAGUGCCACCCUUACUCUGCCUCAGCUACAAUCAGAGUCACCCAGUGAAAACGCACAUAUAAGCCGGGAAGAAAAAGAGUUGGACUCUAUGUUGUUUGCCGAGUUUUUGUCUUGGAGAGAGAAACCAAGUCUGGAUCGGUCAUCUGCCUUCCUGAGCCGAAUCUACAAAGAAGACAUUGGGCCCUGUCUCUCUUUCACGUGCUCAGAACUGUCUCAUUCAGUUCAGAAUGCUGUGGAGAAUAACUUUUUGACUAUUGAGCCUGUUGCUUUGACCGCAAUAUCCACGGACAAAGCCUCGACUGUUGAGUUUGGAGGACCCAAUGGCUGCCGAGCACCGGUAGAGACGAAGUGUGCCCUGAGCGGUAUGUCCCACCUCUGCCGACAUCGCAUCAAACUGGGAGAUAAAGAGAAUUAUUACUACAUCUCUCCCUCCAGCAGAGCUAGGAUCACAGCAGUGUGUAACUUCUUCACUUAUAUCCGAUACAUCCAGCAGGGUCUGGUCAGACAUGACGCCGAGCAGAUGUUCUGUGAGGUGAUGCGCUUGCGACGGGAGAUGUCCGUAGCCAAGUUAGGGUUCUUCUUUGCAGAUGCAAACUAAAAGACGCCCAGAUUCUGUGGCAAGUUUUCUACACUCAGCAGUUCGAUAAAAGAUUUCCCAUAGAUACACUCCGUUAUUGUGUCAGUGACCGUUACAUUAAAAGCCCAGAGGAAAUCUGUGAAAGGAGUUCUGUGCUGAUGAUCAGUAUUGGACUGGAGUGAGAUUUUUCACUCUCUCUCUACACUCCGUAUAACACACUUCUUAAUGGGGAACAAAAUAUGGGAUUAAUGUUGGGGGUUUUUUUUUUUUUUGGAUUAUUUGUUGGUGCAGAUACAGUUUACAGAACUUUAGGUCCUCAUAGUUGGAACCUGUUCAACGCAGAGUCUCAAUAAGAUGUCACACUGUGUACAGAUUCACUUACGUAAAAUACCAAGACACACUACACGUCAAUGCUACCUGAGACACAUUGCUUAGUAGACAAUACAGUCCCCUCCACUAAUAUUGGCACCGUUGGUAAAUAUGAGCAAAGAAGGCUGUGAAAAAUUGUCUUUAUUAUUUAAUCUUUUGAUCUUUGCACUUCACAAAAAUACUCUGCUCUCAUGGAUAUCAAACAAAACACAGGUUUAUCCACAAAAGAAAAAAAAAAGAUAUAUAUAUAUAUAUAUAUAUAUAUAUAAAAUUAAAUAUAGGUGUGCAACAAUUAUUGGCACCCUUUUAGUCAAUACUUUGUGCUACCUCCCUUUGCCAAGAUAACAGCUCUGAGUCUUCUCCUAUAAUGCCUGAUGAGGUUGGAGAAUACAUGGCAAGGGAUCUGAGAUUUAAAAAAAAAAAAAAAAAAAGUAAAAUAUAAAUGGAAAUAUAGUUCAAAUAUAUUUUCCUCAUAUGAAUUCAUAGGGGUGCCAGUAAUUGUUGCAUACCUAUAUUUAGCAAAUAUUUUUUUUGGUUUGGAUAAACCUGUAUUGCAAUUGUUUGAUAUCCAUGAGAGCAGACUAUUUUUGUUCAUUUUUUCUUUAACAAAAGAUCAAUAGGUUAAACAAUAAAGACAAUUUUUCACAGCCUUCUUUGCUCAUAUUUACAGAGCGUGCCAAUAUUAGUGGAGGGAAUAUAGUGGAAUAUCAGUUGAUGCCUGAUUGUGGGCUGUAAUAUAUUCAGUGUGUGUAUUUACUAGAAUUUUAAAAAAAGAGCACAUGAAUAGAAAUUCAAGCAAUCAGAAACAGAUUUAUUUUAAUCAGUAUGAAGUCAUUUAAUGAAAGUUUGACCUGGGGUCCGAAAGACUAGAUUUCCUUCAGCGUCUUGAUAAUAAUUAUGGUGUUUGAUGGUAUAAAUUCAUCAUUCAAAAUCUGCACGGUUUAUAGGAGCGUGAAUGCUUGCAUUUAAAGCCUUUUACUAUCAUUAUUUUAUUUUUUACUAAACUGAGACACACAAUUAGGUGGGACUUUGGGUCUAAAUUAUUUUGUAACUUUUAACAAUAAUAAUAAUAAUUGCAUGAUUUGACAAUCAAAAUGACAUGGAGAAAAAUGCAUUUCUGUUUAAUAUUGGCACAGCGCAAAUCUAUGCAUAGCUCAUAAAUCUUUAUUUACGUUAAGCAUAGUAUCAAACCUAAAGAUCAUGGAUCGAUGUAUUGGUUACGUCAGGGAGGAUCUUGUCAUUUGAUACACAAAUAUUACGGUGUAUUGCGUUUGGUAAUAUUUUGUGCUUUUUUUUUUUUUUUUUUUUUUUUUCUUUAUGUUUACGCUUAACUCCUUGCCUAGUGGAUUAAUACACUGCAAUAAAAUAUUACAAUAUAA